UGAUUCCAUUGUUGUCAAAGGAGUUGUUGAAAUAUUCUGCUUUAUAUCUCAUCCGAGUACAAUAUGGCGACUCCAUCUAGCCAGCCCGUUUACCGGGCCACCACUACCGCCCCCGUCAACAUUGCGGUCAUCAAAUACUGGGGCAAGCGUGAUACCACUCUCAACCUCCCAACCAACUCAUCUCUCUCCGUUACCCUUUCUCAGCGUUCCCUGCGCACCCUGACCACCGCCUCUGCCUCUGCCAUCUACCCCGCCGAGGAUACCCUGAACUUGAACGGCAAGCCGCAAGAGAUUCAGUCUUCCAAGCGCACUCUUGCUUGUCUCUCGAACCUGCGUGCCUUGCGCAAGUCUCUUGAAGAUGCCGAUGCCUCGCUGCCCAAGCUCUCCGCCCUCCCUCUCCGAAUUGUCUCCGAGAACAACUUCCCCACUGCCGCCGGUCUGGCCAGUUCCGCUGCUGGUUUUGCUGCUCUGGUCCGCGCCGUUGCCAACCUUUACCAGCUGCCUCAGUCUCCUCGUGAGCUGAGCCGUAUUGCUCGCCAGGGUUCAGGCUCUGCUUGCCGAUCUCUGAUGGGUGGCUACGUCGCCUGGCGCACCGGUGAGCAGGCUGACGGCAGCGACAGCUUGGCCGAGGAGGUGGCCCCCGCCUCCCAUUGGCCGGAGAUGCGUGCUCUGAUCCUGGUGGUCAGCGCCGAGAAGAAGGACGUUCCUAGCACCGAGGGUAUGCAGACCACCGUGGCUACUUCGGACCUCUUCGCUACACGAGCCCAGAACGUUGUCCCCGAGCGCAUGGAUGCCAUUGAGGUCGCUAUCCGUGACCGUGACUUCCCCAAGUUUGCUGAGAUCACCAUGCGUGACUCGAACACCUUCCACGCCACCUGCCUGGACUCGUGGCCUCCUAUUUUCUACAUGAACGAUGUCUCGCGUGCUGCCGUCCGCCUUGUGCACGAUAUCAACCGCGCUGUUGGCCGUACUGUGGCCGCCUACACCUUUGAUGCGGGCCCCAACGCUGUCAUUUACUACGAGGAGAAGGAUUCAGAACUUGUUGCUGGUACGGUCAAGGCUAUCCUCGGCGCCAGUGCCAGCGGCUGGGAGGGUCCCUUCUACGAGGGCCUGGCUAACCUUACCGCCCCUGGUGUCUCUCUUGACAACAUUGACUCGCGUGUUCUGGAUGUUCUCAAGGGUGGUGUGAGCCGUGUUAUCCUGACCGGUGUUGGUGAGGGUCCCGUCACUGUUGAGGAUCACCUGGUCACCGAGACUGGUGAGAUCGUCUCCAACUAGGAAUUGUUUGGAUGAAAAGUUAAUGAUACAGCCAUCUUGCUCAGAUGACUUGGAAGAUACCCCGAUUCCCUUUUGCAAAGGGCUAAUUGAAUCCUGUCGUCGCAAGAGAUGAUGCAAAUCUUUUUCAUUGUAUCUUUGUUGUUGCUCAAGACUUCCUAGAACAUAAUCCCCAGUAUGAGAAGUCAAAUAUAUAUGGUGACUAGCGCCUUGAUUUGCAUAAUCAUUUGCACAGAUACAACUUCCCGUCCCUUGUCUAAAUUAGAAAUCUUUGAUCCCUUGAAGUUCCCUCUUCCUGCGGAUAUAGGUUUGUCACUUGAACGGUCCGGUCUGUCUCGCGUUCAUGACAAUCAUCAC
This is a messenger RNA of Penicillium subrubescens, 1632 nucleotides long. It is a transcript of the gene mvd1, whose product is annotated as diphosphomevalonate decarboxylase MVD1. Gene Ontology annotation, biological process: isoprenoid biosynthetic process; isopentenyl diphosphate biosynthetic process, mevalonate pathway. Gene Ontology annotation, molecular function: ATP binding; diphosphomevalonate decarboxylase activity. Gene Ontology annotation, cellular component: cytosol. NCBI's taxonomy places the organism in Eukaryota, Fungi, Ascomycota, Eurotiomycetes, Eurotiales, Aspergillaceae. Bases 64 to 1278 code for a protein of 404 amino acids. The record is from RefSeq and is a predicted model, not a curated record. The transcript has 2 exons.